ACGCAUACAGCCAAAGCUACGUCAGUCAGUCAGUUUGCGUUUAGUGUUGCCCACGUUAAGUUCGUGUUUUUCAUUUAAUAACCCUCAACAGCUGCUGCCUCUGCUUGAAGUUAGAUGCGCAUGUCAUGGCAGCGUUGCCAGAACGUUUUGUUACUGGCCGGCGACAGUUUUGGCGCGAGUUUUUGAAACUCUAUCAGCAAAUGCCGCAACUCUGGGAUCUCAAUCAUGACGACUAUAAGAAUAAGGAACUGAAAGACGAAUCAUACGAGUUGCUUAGAGAAAAGCUGCGCGAAAUUCAACCAAAUGCAACCAGAAGCGAUGUAAGCAGACGCAUAAACAUAUUUCGCACCAACUAUCGACGUGAGCAAAUGCGUCUGUGGAAACAAAAGGAGUCGGGCAAGAAUCCAAAGAGCUGCAAGCCCACCCUAUGGUUCUAUGACAACAUGAGCUUUCUGCUCACCCAAGCUUCGUUUAGAAAACGCUUGUGUGCUAAGCUAGAGCGCUCUACUAAAAAUAAUCAUACACCUCCUCCAACUGAUAGCUGGCUGAUGCAUAGUCAUAUAGAAGCUGCGCCCGUUACCGUUACGCAGGAUUUAGGUUUACUUAGCCCAAAAAUUGAAAUAUUUGAAAACGAAAUUGCAGCCGAACCCGCAUCCUGCUCCACAGACACCAACAUGACCGUUAUCAAAGAGUCCAAAUCACCAGAUAACAUCAUUAGCGAAGCAUCAGAAGCCUUGGCCAAAUCUUGGGCCAUUCAAUAUGAGGAGAUGAGACCAACGCAGCGUAUUUUAGCACGUAAAGCAAUUGCCGAUAUUUUAUUCGAGGGCUGCAUGGGCAAUCUGCGCAUUAAUCGUGGUGAACGCAGCUCCGUAGCCCAUAGCACAUAAUACUAUUAAGCUUACAUUUAAAUAUAAUAUUUGUUUUGUGUAUAUGAAUAAACAAUUUUAAGUUA
Molecule: messenger RNA, 952 nt
Organism: Drosophila busckii
Lineage: Eukaryota; Metazoa; Arthropoda; Insecta; Diptera; Drosophilidae
Exons: 3
Coding region: 126-887 (253 amino acids)
Source: RefSeq, a predicted model, not a curated record